AUGUCACCAACAGAGUGGUGGGGGCAGUGUUACUAUGUGGUCUAUCUCAGAACUGAAAACGCUGCUCAGUUCCGUCAGAUUAUUGGGAAAAGCCCACUCCAGCCCCUCCCACCAGAAGACCAGAAGUGUUCUCCGCUGCGGACUGUGAGCCUGCCCUUGGACUGGCCCCGGCACAGUGGGGCACUUACUCUGGCCUUGCAGCAAGCCUUAACAGCACUGGGCUCCUUUCUGGCGCUGGCCCUCAGUCUUAGAUGCACUGAGGCUAGCUUUUCGACCGGGAGGCAGACUUUCGACUUGUCAGAGCAAAAGUAUGUGAACCUCAGUGAAAAGCAGAGCAAAAGCACCAUUAGCCAGGAGACAGAGAAGAUCCUGACAUGA
Rangifer tarandus platyrhynchus (Svalbard reindeer) is the source of this 378-nucleotide messenger RNA. The record is from the annotation of a GenBank genome assembly. Lineage: Eukaryota; Metazoa; Chordata; Mammalia; Artiodactyla; Cervidae.